Molecule: messenger RNA, 4565 nt
Organism: Peromyscus californicus insignis
Lineage: Eukaryota; Metazoa; Chordata; Mammalia; Rodentia; Cricetidae
Gene: Stam
Product: signal transducing adaptor molecule
Exons: 14
Coding region: 156-1820 (554 amino acids)
Biological process (GO): protein transport to vacuole involved in ubiquitin-dependent protein catabolic process via the multivesicular body sorting pathway
Cellular component (GO): ESCRT-0 complex
Molecular function (GO): phosphatidylinositol binding; ubiquitin binding
Source: RefSeq, a predicted model, not a curated record
UGCUGGGGGUGGGUGAGAGGAGGGGCCGAGAAGGACCCUGUCCAGGCAGUCUGUGUUGCUGUUUUUGUACCUGAGGGGCCUCCUUUCUCCGUCAUCCCUGGACGGCCGCGGUGUCGAGGGGGCAGUCCCUGGGGACACCUCGGCACGCAGCGGACAUGCCUCUCUUUGCCACCAAUCCCUUCGACCAGGAUGUUGAGAAAGCAACUAGUGAGAUGAAUACUGCUGAGGACUGGGGCCUCAUCUUGGAUAUUUGUGAUAAGGUGGGCCAAUCUCGUACUGGACCUAAAGACUGUCUUCGUUCUAUUAUGAGAAGAGUGAACCAUAAAGACCCCCAUGUUGCUAUGCAAGCUUUAACUCUUCUAGGAGCAUGUGUAUCAAACUGUGGCAAAAUUUUUCACUUAGAAGUAUGUUCAAGAGAUUUUGCUAGUGAAGUAAGCAACGUAUUAAAUAAGGGUCAUCCUAAAGUAUGUGAAAAAUUAAAGGCUCUUAUGGUUGAAUGGACAGAUGAAUUUAAGAAUGAUCCACAGCUUAGUCUGAUCUCGGCGAUGAUUAAGAACCUUAAGGAACAAGGUGUUACAUUCCCAGCUAUUGGCUCUCAGGCUGCAGAACAAGCGAAAGCAAGCCCAGCUCUGGUAGCCAAAGACCCUGGCACUGUGGCUAACAAAAAGGAAGAAGAAGAUUUAGCAAAAGCUAUUGAGUUAUCUCUCAAGGAGCAAAGACAGCAGUCAACUGCCCUUUCCACUUUAUACCCAAGCACGUCUAAUCUCUUAACUAACCACCAACAUGAAGGUAGAAAAGUUCGUGCUAUAUAUGACUUUGAAGCUGCUGAGGAUAAUGAACUGACUUUUAAAGCUGGAGAAGUUAUUACAGUUCUUGAUGACAGUGAUCCCAACUGGUGGAAAGGUGAAACCCAUCAAGGAAUAGGGCUUUUUCCUUCUAAUUUUGUGACUGCAGAUCUGACUGCUGAACCAGAAAUGAUUAAAACAGAGAAGAAGACAGUACAAUUCAGUGAUGAUGUUCAGAUAGAAACAAUAGAGCCAGAACCAGAACCAGCCUUUAUUGAUGAGGAUAAAAUGGACCAGUUGUUACAGAUGUUGCAAAGUACAGAUCCCAGUGAUAAUCAGCCAGACUUGCCAGAGCUACUUCAUCUUGAAGCGAUGUGUCACCAGAUGGGACCUCUCAUUGAUGAAAAGCUGGAAGAUAUUGAUAGAAAACAUUCAGAACUCUCAGAACUAAAUGUGAAGGUGAUGGAAGCUCUUUCACUGUAUACGAAGUUAAUGAAUGAAGAUCCAAUGUAUUCUAUGUAUGCAAAAUUACAGAAUCAGCAGUAUUAUAUGCAGUCAUCUGGUGUUUCUGGUUCCCAGGUAUAUCCAGGACCUGCUCAAAGUGGUACCUACCUGGUUACAGGGAGUGCACAGAUGAGCCAUCUCCAGAGCUACAGUCUGCCCCCAGAGCAGCUUUCUUCCAUCAGCCAAGGAGCAGUUCCACCCUCUGCAAACUCUGCUCUUCCUAGUCAGCAGACCCAGGCUUCUUACCCAAAUGCAAUGGUUAGUUCUGUUCAAGGAAACUCAUAUCCCAGUCAGGCUUCAAUAUAUAGUCCUGCUGCUGCUGCCGCUGUUGCUGCUGCCGCCGUACCUGUACCUGUACCUAUACCUGCUGCUGUAUCUGUGCCUGCUGAUGUCACCAUAUACCAGAACGCAGGACCUAAUAUGUCCCAGGUGCCAAACUAUACCUUAACAUCAUCAACCCUGCCUCAAGCAGGAGGCAGCCAACAACCACCUCAGCCACAGCAAGCAUAUUCUCAGAAGGCUCUCCUAUAGGACUUGAUGUUCCUUUUGGUGGCAUGUUUCUGCUGAAUGCCAUUGACAAUGUUAGGAGAUUCGUUAACAUCCUAAGAUUUGUUUUUCCUCAGCUUAUAGGAAUCUGUCUUGGUCAACAAGUUCAUAUACUCAAGAGGGUAGAACUGUCUUCAAUUUGCACUGACUUUUUAGAGGUCUACCCCUCCCCCAGAAGAAUGAAACUACUUACAACAUUAUUUCCUUUCGUAAUAUGAAGAAUUGUUACAAGAUUAUUGUCUUGUAAAAUUACCUGGUCUGCAACACUCAAAAGUUCAAAAACUGCUAUGGCAAAUGUUAUGUACAUAUAUUGACAUGUAACUUCAUUAGUGACCAUUUCAAUUACAGUGGUGAUCAUGUGAAUAUAUUUAACACUGUGUUAAAUUAAUUUACAUUGCUGUUUUAUUUUAAUCAUGAACAACUACCAUGUUUGCUAAUGUUUUGUGUAAAUUUAAGAUAAGUACACUAUCUUUUUAAGCUGCAAGAGAACCAAGUUGUAGCACAUUGACCCGAAGAAGGCAUUGUCUUGUAGUGUCACAUGAAAUCGAACCUUUCUUUCACUAAUUGUGAGCGAAGCCUAUGUAUGUUAUGUCUUUCUGUAGCUUUUGCCCACUAUUGGCUGUCAUCAUACCAGCUUACAGUAGCCACAUUUUUGGUGCAGUUAGAGGAGAAUAAUGUUCCCUUUAGACUUUUGUAUUUUGGCAUGAUGUUCCAGGUAUUGUGGACCAUGAGACAAAAAUUAGUCUUUAUAUCUUAUUUUUAAAGAAGCAAUGUUGAUUUACUUUUCCCUAGUUGAAUGUGGUGAUUAGGUUUAAAGCUGUAUACUGUGUUUAUUGGUAGCAGUGACACCAAAGAUAGAGGCGAUGCCUAGAAAGUUUUCAAUUGGAAACAAAAAUGAACUAACACUACAUUUUCAGAGUCUCUUGUAAUUUUUAAGAUAUAAACAAAAUUUGAUUCACUUGUCUUACCCCACUAGUUUUUAAAAUGUCUUUGACACAUUGUACCUUUUAAUUCUCAUUAAAAUUGCUAUAAGUAGGUGUUUCAAAGUAAUUUAUAUUCCUGAUUAUGUUGAAUAGUUUACAUAUUUAUUGUUAAUUUUCAAACUGGAGUUUUUAAGUUUUUCCUCUCUGUCUGUCUCAUUUGUAGUUCUAUUGGAAUUAUUUUUGCUUCUUAUUCAGGAGUAAUUUUAAUGAAUCAUUUUAAUCCAUACAAAAAGGUAUUCUACUGACAUUUUAGUUAUAAAUAUUUAUAAUUUCCCUGGUUGUACUAUACCAGUAUUUAAAUAACCUAAAAUUUGAGUACCAUAUUUAACUAAUAGAUCUAAAUUUUCCUCCUGUGAAUGCAAGUUAGAUUUGCAUUUCCAAGACUUGUCUGUUUCCUUUUCGACAAAUGACUUCAGCUUUGGCAGAUAAUCUUAAGGGUGAUUAAUUCACAGGGACAUAUUUAAAGCUCUUUUCACUUGAGUUUAAAGUAUGUCAUUAUCAAAUAGUAAAGUUAAAAUUUUAAUUCAUGUGUCACAUUUUAAAUAUUUUUUAAUAAAACCUUGUUAGCUGUUAGAUUAUAAUCUUUUGUUCCAAUUUAAAUAUUAUGGUUUAAAUGAUAUACUUUCCUCUGAGUCAUAUUGUAUUUUCUUUUCAUUUUAAUAAGUUCAUGUUUACAACUAUAUUCCCAUUUUAAUUUUUGAUAUCUUCAUAUUAAAAUAUCAACAAAAUAUUUUUUAGUAUUCUUCUUACCCUUUAAGCCUAUCAGUGGUGAAAUUAAAAAAAAGUUACCAAUUUUACAAUGCAUAUAUAUUUUUUAUUAUGUAUUAGAGUGUAUAAAGAGUUAAAUGAGUGAUUGAUACUGAUUCUGUCUAAGUAUCUUGACUUGGUGCAAGUACUUGGUAGAAAAGUUCCAAUGAGAAUGAAGGACUGGUCUUUCAUCCUUGAAGUAGCAUGACAAGGGUAGAAAGAUGGGGCUAACAGGGAUCACAAAUAGUUUUGUUUUAAAUCCAUGCAAGUUGUGCUUCUAGAAAAUCUUUGCUGUGCGUGAUGAUGUACACAUUUAAUCCCAGCACUCAGGAGGUAAAGGCAGGCAGAUCUCUCUGAGUUUGAGGCCAGCAUGGUCUACAAUAGUGAGUUCCAGGCCAGCCAGGAUACAUAAUGAGACGCUGUCUCAAAAAACCAAACAACAACAAAAAGAAAUUUUCAUUGACAGCUGUUCAUAUUUUGAUGAAAUAGACUAACUUAUAAAACAAAGUAUCUGAAGAGUAAACAUCUAUGAAGGAAAUUUUUGGUUUAUUCCUUUUUUUAAGUUUGAGAAAUGUUUCUAUCAAAGUGACAACUAAAUGAGGCAAAAUGCGACUCUGCUCCUAUGCUGCAGUCCCCAUGCAUAAUUGAAUGUGAUAAUAUGUGAGUGCCCUGAAAUUACUAGGUGUGGCUUGUGCUUUGUGCUAAUACGAUUUUAUAGACUUUUGAUCUUCUGUCACUGUUACCUAUCACCCUCUACUUGGGGAAGGACAUUUUUCUAAUACAUGCCCAGAGAUGCCCUUCUUACUAAUUUCUUCUGGAACAUUUUUUCUUUCCUCUUUGCUUUUAAUACUUAAAGUGUUCAAUAAAUCAGCUUCAUUCAUUUCUAAUAUAGAGGUCUUUCAUGUGUGACAUCUGUCUCAUUGAACUUGAAAAUAUCCUUUGUCCAGUGCUUAAGUUUGUGUUAGAUUAAUGCCCUGCAUAAUAAACUGUUCAACUCUAA